AUGAGAGGUAAGGUAUGGGCACAGGUAUUCGAGGUAAGGUAUGGGCACAUGUUAUGCCGAUACCUAGACUGGAAGGAGGUGUUGUCGCACGACAUGAGUGAAGCCAAAGAAAAGCCAACGAUGCCUAUCAAUACAUUGCAAAACGGAUCGGCAGUCCAGGAGGGCGUCCACCACUGGCCCAAGAAUAUCGGCAUUUUAGCCGUUGAUAUAUACUUUCCCAACACUUUUGUCGAUCAGACAGAUCUCGAAAAGUUUAAUGGAGUGGGAGAAGGAAAGUACACAAUAGGCUUAGGUCAGCAUCAAAUGGCAUUUUGCACGGACAGGGAGGACAUCAACUCUAUAUGUCUGACUGUCACUAAAUCAUUAAUGGAUAAGCACUCGAUAUCACCCAAAGAUGUGGGCUUUUUGAUGAUCGGAACCGAGACUAUAAUCGAUAAAUCAAAAAGUGUUAAAACUGUUUUAAUGGAUUUGUUCGCUGAGAGCGGCAACACUGACAUUGAGGGCAUUCACGCGACUAAUGCCUGCUAUGGCGGCACUGACUCUCUGUUUCGGGCCUGGGAUUGGAUUGAGUCGAGUUCGUGGGACGGCAGGUAUGCCAUUGUCGUGGCCGCAGAUAUUGCUGUUUAUGCCAGCGGUCCGGCCAGACCUACAGGU
This is a messenger RNA of Oppiella nova, 654 nucleotides long. NCBI's taxonomy places the organism in Eukaryota, Metazoa, Arthropoda, Arachnida, Sarcoptiformes, Oppiidae. The record is from the annotation of a GenBank genome assembly.